Vigna radiata var. radiata (mung bean) is the source of this 2053-nucleotide messenger RNA. RefSeq names its product mediator of RNA polymerase II transcription subunit 27. NCBI's taxonomy places the organism in Eukaryota, Viridiplantae, Streptophyta, Magnoliopsida, Fabales, Fabaceae. Gene Ontology annotation, biological process: regulation of transcription by RNA polymerase II. The transcript has 7 exons. Gene Ontology annotation, molecular function: transcription coactivator activity. Gene Ontology annotation, cellular component: mediator complex. Bases 148 to 1404 code for a protein of 418 amino acids. The record is from RefSeq and is a predicted model, not a curated record.
GAAAGCAGGUGGUGUGGAAGGCCAUUACUGUUUGAUGGGCCUUGUGUUUGAGAUGUUUAUAUGACGUUACUGGUGAAGGAAGGCCCAAUCCGAGUUGUACGAAAGUACUAGCCGAGACGAAACUCACUUUCUUUGUGGGCGUGCCAAAUGCAAAUGCAAAUGCAACAAACGCAGCAGCAGGCCACGACGGCACCCAUCUCAACCUCCACUCCUCCUCCCUCCUCCGGUGGCUCCGCUUCCGAAGCACCGCCGAAGCAGGUGGCUCAAGCAAUGGACAAGCUAGGACAGGCCGAACGAAUCAUCGCCGACAUCCGAAUCGGCGCCGACCGCCUCCUCGAAGCGCUAUUCGUCGCGGCAGCGCAGCCUCACCAAGGCAACAAGCCUCUCCAAAUGUUCCUCAAGGAAGACGCCUGCAUGCGUCAGUAUCUUCAAGACCUUCGAUCGCUUGGUAAGGAGUUGGAAGAAUCUGGAGUUCUCAGUGAAUCACUUCGAUCGAGGAAAGACUUUUGGGGCUUGCAUAUGCCGCUAGUUUGUCCAGAUGGCGCUGUGGUUGCGUAUGCGUGGAAACGACAGCUUGCGGGUCAAGCUGGCGCUUCUGCCGUCGACAGGACUAGGUUGGCUCUGAAAGCCUUCACUGAUCAGAAAAGGCGUUUUUUCCCACAUCUUGAUGAUGGACUUGAAGCUAGUGACUCGGCUUCAAAGAAAUGUUGUGUGUCUGAAGAAAUUACAGUGGAUCCGAAGGAAGAAAUUAGGUUUUUAAGGACGCUACCUGAUGUUCUGAAGUCUGUAGAGAAGGAUGUGCCAAGUCUGAAAAUUUUAACUUUUGAACGAUUGGACUGGUUAAAAAGAGCUUCCACACUUAGCUCAUCGGCAAAUGAGAGUUCUCUAGAACAUAACUAUCACGGUUCUAAUAAGUUAAGGCUAGGAUCAGUUGGAACUGUUGCUGAAGAGAAGGUUGCGGUGAUAGAAAUGUUAUUCCCAUCUAUCUUCAGAGCUGUUGUAUCCUUGCAUCCUGCUGGUUCCACGGAUCCCGAUGCUGUAGCUUUCUUUUCUCCACAUGAGAGUGGAAGCUACGUGCAUGCAAGGGGUUUUUCAGUUCAUCAUGUGUUUAGACAUAUUACGGAGUAUGCUGCGACUGCUCUGCAGUACUUUCUUGGGAAUCAGACUGAAACCGGUUUAUAUUGUCUUUUGCAUUGGAUUUGCAGCUACCAGACUCUGUUUUCAAAACCAUGCAGCAAAUGUUCACGGCUACUUGCAAUGGAUAAAAAAUCAACUCUACUGUUACCUCCAGUCCAUCGACCUUAUUGGCAGUUUUCCUUUUCAAAAAUUUUAAGCGUAUCCUCAAAAGACCAGAAUUCUGAUACUAGGACUUAUCAUAUUGGCUGCCUUUCUGAGGAAGUAUAACUGGAUCUCCCUAUGACUCAGGUAAACUAAGUGCUCAAUUCUAUGUGGAUCUACCAGGAGCUAGAGUUUCCAUCUCAUUGUUGUGGGCAUGAAUUGGAAGAUAUGAGUUGGUGAAGAGUUUUCUUUACAAUUGGUCUAUAUAUUUCAUCUCUUGCAUUGCAUCUUCUGGAAAUUAUCGAGUAUGGCUUCUUAUGUAAGCCUCAUAAAAGUGGUCGGAUCUAUUGAUUCUCAUAAGAUAUAUCUCAGAUCACGUUUUUUGAGAUUUGUUCUUUGGACACCUGGAAGUUCUCACUGAUCAUUGCUUCAAGGAAAAGGUACAAAGAUAUGAUCUGUGUUUGCUAGAUGAAAGUGCCAUCCGAUUUAGUACGAUGCUGACUACUCAAGUACCUUCUCCUUCCAAAUAGUGGAAAAUUGCUGGGCAAUUGAGAAUCUGUGGUUGAGCCACCUGUACAUGGUCCUAUGAAUGUAAGUGUUCUGAGGGAGGAUGAUGUAACCAUAGCAAAACAGUUUAUUGACUGGACAACAAAGCUAAAAUUUUCGAAUUGACAAGUUGUGUCAUUGCAGGAACUGAAUCGGUCCUGAGUAUUUUACUAAGCGUUGUGACGGCUUAGCGUUCCCUGCAUCUUUUUUAAUUUUCAAUUAAACUUAA